CACAAUGCAGACGACACGAUUCGCCACCAUGCUGCGCCAGCAGGCACCAACUCUCCGCAGCCGUGUCCAGCCAUCUAUCCGCAUGCAGGCGAGGGGCUUCAGAACGACGCAGAUCAGACAAGCCGUUCCGAAGGAAGAGCAGUCCGCCCAUACUAUUUCGCAGCGUCUCCGAACCCUCAAGAAGAUCCCACCGGAGUUGAUCCCUCUUGGUGUUGUCCUGGCAGCUGCCCUGAUUGCUGCUGGCUAUUCCAUGACCAGAAAGCUUAUGACCGAUAAGACGCUCCGCCUUUCGAGACAAGGAAAGCAGGCAGAGCACUAGAAUGCAGUGUGAGCUGGGACGUAGGAGCUAUUGUACAGAUGCAGGACACGGACUCGGAAUUCGGUUUGCGCCAAUGAGGCCAAGAGAGAGGAUAACAUCAACUUUCCUAUGUAGUGCACAAUUGCACGGGUCCCGUGCUGUCACGCUACGCAGGCUGCCUUUUUGUUCAUUGUUGCAUUUACGGGACGCGGAUAUCACGUUGCAAGUCUGCACUUGACAACUGACAGAGUCGCUCCCACGUUGGACCUGCGAUACUGCAACAUCACAAUAGCAAACAAUGCCAAGACCUUGGAUUGGUCGUCG
Molecule: messenger RNA, 622 nt
Organism: Pseudocercospora fijiensis CIRAD86
Lineage: Eukaryota; Fungi; Ascomycota; Dothideomycetes; Mycosphaerellales; Mycosphaerellaceae
Exons: 3
Coding region: 5-319 (104 amino acids)
Source: RefSeq, a predicted model, not a curated record